Messenger RNA from Fulvia fulva, 546 nucleotides. RefSeq names its product RNA-binding protein 3. The transcript is spliced from 7 exons. Lineage: Eukaryota; Fungi; Ascomycota; Dothideomycetes; Mycosphaerellales; Mycosphaerellaceae. The coding region runs from base 1 to 546 and encodes 181 amino acids. Gene Ontology annotation, molecular function: RNA binding. The record is from RefSeq and is a predicted model, not a curated record.
AUGUCCAAACUAUUCAUCGGAGGCCUAGCAUGGCACACUGACGACCAGACCUUGCGCACCAAGUUCGAGGAGUACGGCCAGGUCGAUGAAGCGAUCGUCGUCAAGGAUCGCGAUACCGGUCGCAGUCGUGGCUUCGGCUUCGUUCGGUUUGCCGAGGACUCCGCUGCUGAUGCAGCCAUUCAGGCCAUGAACAACGUCGAGUUCGACGGCCGCACCAUCCGCGUCGACAAGGCUAGCGACCGCGGCAGUGGUGGAGGCGGCGGCGGCGGCGGCGGACGUGGCGGCUAUGGCGGCGGCGGAGGUCGCGGCGGCUAUGGAGGAGGAGGCUACGGCGGAGGCCAGGGAGGUUACGGCGGUCAGCAAGGUUACGGCGGUGGAGGAGAAGGCUACGGCGGAGGUGGCAACAACUGGCGCGGUGGAGGCGGCGGCGGAUACGGCGGUCAGCAAGGCGGCGGCUAUGGAGGUGGUCAAGAAGGCGGAUACCAACAGCAGUCCAACGGCGGCGGUGGCUACGGCCAACAGCAGCAGGGUGGAGGCUGGCAGUAG